GGUUUUGUUGUUGUUUAUUCAAUUUGGUUUAUUUAACUAUAUGAUAGGUUGGCAAAUAGAAAGCUAACUAACCGGUGAAAAUUCCCAUUUUGUUGACAGGGAGCGCAGAGGAAAAGGCAACCAGGCGUCCGACAAUAUAAUCCCUAUCCACGCUCCAGUAAAUUGACGAACAGAAACCUCAACAUGCAAUUGACGUGGCAGAGAGAUCAGAUAAAUCUAAUACUUCCUAUAGCAGUGAUUUGUUGUUGCCUAUUAAUCAACGUAACCACCGCUCAAGAAGCUCAACAGCCAUGGUACGAAAAUCUGCCAGCGGUGGCUAUGGACUACAAGGUUCAUAUAGAUGCUGGCAAGGAGGACUGCUACCAUCAGUACGUUAAGGCAGGAGCAACCUUCUACGUGUCUUUCAGUGUAAUCCGUGGAGGCGAUGGCAUGGCUGGUUUCGCCGUUCGCAAUCCUGCUGGUGAAGUUGUGAAGCCCUACCAAUGGCAGGCUACUGCAGAUUACACGGACCAAGUCUCGCCGGGAGGCUACUACUCUGUGUGCAUCGACAACCAGUUUUCCCGAUUCGCCGGCAAGCUGGUCAACAUCUAUAUCACGGUGGUUAAGUACGAUGCCUGGGAUAGAUACGCAAAGGAGAUCGAACAGCUGCAGUUGAACUUGCAAAACUUCACAUCCACCAUAAGCACUGUGGAGCGCAAUAUCAACGAUAUGAUGGGUUACCAGGCGCACAGUAGACAUCGCGAAUCGCGCGAUUAUGCUUUGCUGGUGGAUAAUAAUUCCUAUAUCCAAACCUUUUCGAUUAGCCAAAUUGUGGUCAUAUUGAUCACGUGCUCUAUACAGGUGUUCUUUGUGCGCAAACUAUUCGAAGUCAAGUCGGGCUCCAAAAGUCGCAUUUAAACUUGCCAAGUAUUUCUCAAAAACUUCGCAGCUUCGUUUUUAAAAUUCCAUCCGCAUUUUCCAGACAUUCAUUUCUCUUGCUGAAUCCUUUUCGCGUUUUUGUAACUUAUUUUACCACUGGCUAAACUGAUCAAGUGCAACUAACAGACUUUUUUCAUAAUUGCGACUACUUAAGUCAUACGAGUUGUAGACAGCAAAACUUAUUGUGAUAAGUGUACAUUUGUGUGUUUUGUUCAAUUAAAAUAUUGACGAGUUUUGUA
Messenger RNA from Drosophila eugracilis, 1157 nucleotides. RefSeq names its product transmembrane emp24 domain-containing protein B (gene loj). Gene Ontology annotation, biological process: intracellular protein transport; endoplasmic reticulum to Golgi vesicle-mediated transport; Golgi organization. Gene Ontology annotation, cellular component: Golgi apparatus; endoplasmic reticulum-Golgi intermediate compartment; endoplasmic reticulum. The coding region runs from base 184 to 897 and encodes 237 amino acids. The record is from RefSeq and is a predicted model, not a curated record. The transcript has 5 exons. Lineage: Eukaryota; Metazoa; Arthropoda; Insecta; Diptera; Drosophilidae.